Messenger RNA from Syngnathus typhle (broad-nosed pipefish), 1703 nucleotides. It is a transcript of the gene mvda, whose product is annotated as mevalonate (diphospho) decarboxylase a. The coding region runs from base 121 to 1371 and encodes 416 amino acids. Lineage: Eukaryota; Metazoa; Chordata; Actinopteri; Syngnathiformes; Syngnathidae. The record is from RefSeq and is a predicted model, not a curated record. Gene Ontology annotation, biological process: isopentenyl diphosphate biosynthetic process, mevalonate pathway; isoprenoid biosynthetic process. The transcript is spliced from 10 exons. Gene Ontology annotation, molecular function: ATP binding; diphosphomevalonate decarboxylase activity. Gene Ontology annotation, cellular component: cytosol.
UGGUGUCUUUAGACUGUUGUAGUGUUGUCAGUCAUGUUAGCUAACGUGGCUGCUAAGGGCAAGAUCUUAUUUGUAAAUUUAGAACGAAUUUGACAAAUACCGAUCUACAGAAGUAGAAAUAUGCCCGAAGACAACAUGGAGACACACACGUGCACGGCUCCUGUCAAUAUAGCAGUCGUUAAAUACUGGGGGAAGAGAGAUGAAGAUCUAAUUCUACCCAUUAACUCAUCGUUGAGUGUUACACUUCAUCAAGAUCAGUUGAAGACAACGACAACAGUGGCCACCAGCAAGUCUUUUGAAGAAGAUCGACUGUGGCUCAACGGCAAGGAGGAAGAUAUCAGCCAUCCAAGACUACAGUCCUGUCUGAGAGAGAUCCGGCGUCUUGCAAGGAAAAGACGUAAUGAUGAUGAUCCCGGUUUAGACUCAAGGGGCUUAUCUCACAAAGUUCACAUCUGUUCCGUCAACAAUUUCCCCACCGCUGCUGGACUUGCUUCCUCUGCUGCAGGAUUUGCUUGUUUAGUAUACACACUGGCCCAGGCGUUUGGUGUAGAAGGGGAAUUGUCCUUGGUGGCUCGUCAAGGCUCUGGCAGUGCGUGCAGAAGUAUGUUCGGCGGAUUUGUGCAGUGGCUCAUGGGACAUCAGAAUGAUGGCAAGGAUAGUUUUGCCCAGCAGGUGGAGCCAGAGACUCAUUGGCCUGAGCUGAGAAUACUUGUACUUGUGGCCAGUGCUGAGCGGAAACAUGUGGGCAGCACUUCUGGCAUGCAAACUAGUGUGCAAACAAGUCAGCUCUUAAAGCAUCGGGCCGAGUCGGUUGUCCCAGGCCGCAUGGUUGAAAUGAUUAAAUCCGUGCGCAGGAAAGACUUUCCUGCAUUUGCUGAACUCACCAUGAAGGAUAGUAACCAGUUUCAUGCCACCUGCCUGGACACAUACCCUCCCAUAUUCUACCUCAAUACUGUAUCUCAUCAGGUCAUCAACUUGGUGCAUCGAUACAACAGCCAUUACGGGCAGACAAGGGUCGCUUACACUUUUGAUGCAGGACCCAAUGCGGUAAUAUUCACGUUAGAGCAGCACAUUCCUGAAUUUGUUCAAGCAGUCCGACAUUUCUUCCCUCCAGAAACUAACGGUAGCGAGUUCAUAAAAGGUCUUCCAGUUUCUCAUGUAAAUCUUCCUGAGGAGUUGAAACAGGCUAUUGGUUUGGAGCCCAUGCCAAGAGGAAUUAGUUACAUUAUCAGCACUAAGCCUGGCCCAGGCCCUUGUGUUGUGAAGGACUCCACGCAGCAUCUGCUUGGACCUGAUGGAUUACCGAAGAACACUGUUAAACAUCUUUUACUGGGCAGGGACAUUGGAGUAAAACAUAAAAACUGUUACUAAUACUGUAUAUCACUACAAAUCAAUGGAGUUGUUAUCACAUUCAAAUUUUGAUUAUAUCUCCUGUCAAUUGUUUUACAUUUUAAGUUGUUUUAUGUGCUCUUCUCAUAUGCUGCUGAACCAUAAUUUUGAAUAUUGAUAACGACUUAUUUCCGAUUGAAAACAUUUAAUUUUGCAUUCAUGUUCACAAGACAAGUAAACCAUUACAUUGGUUUAUUUAUUUCUCUGUCUGUUGCCAUGCGUAGAAAAGUUCCUGUAAUUGUACAAUAUGCAUAGAUCUAAUCAUGUAAUUGGAAACAUUGUCUCACACUUACAUUAAAGACUGUCCAAAUCUA